Messenger RNA from Cynocephalus volans (Philippine flying lemur), 1839 nucleotides. It is a transcript of the gene CACNB2, whose product is annotated as calcium voltage-gated channel auxiliary subunit beta 2. Gene Ontology annotation, molecular function: voltage-gated calcium channel activity; protein binding. NCBI's taxonomy places the organism in Eukaryota, Metazoa, Chordata, Mammalia, Dermoptera, Cynocephalidae. Gene Ontology annotation, biological process: calcium ion transmembrane transport. Gene Ontology annotation, cellular component: voltage-gated calcium channel complex. The transcript is spliced from 13 exons. The coding region runs from base 1 to 1839 and encodes 612 amino acids. The record is from RefSeq and is a predicted model, not a curated record.
AUGAAGGCCACCUGGAUCAGGCUUCUGAAAAGAGCCAAGGGAGGAAGGCUGAAGAAUUCCGAUAUCUGUGGUUCGGCAGACUCCUACACCAGCCGUCCAUCCGAUUCCGAUGUCUCUUUGGAGGAGGACCGGGAGGCAGUGCGCAGAGAAGCUGAGCGACAGGCCCAGGCACAGUUGGAAAAAGCAAAGACAAAACCCGUUGCAUUUGCAGUUCGGACAAAUGUCAGCUACAGUGCAGCCCAUGAAGAUGAUGUCCCGGUGCCAGGCAUGGCCAUCUCAUUUGAAGCAAAAGAUUUUCUGCAUGUUAAGGAAAAAUUUAACAAUGACUGGUGGAUAGGGCGACUGGUUAAAGAAGGCUGUGAAAUCGGAUUCAUUCCAAGCCCAGUCAAACUAGAAAACAUGAGGCUACAGCAUGAACAGAGAGCCAAGCAAGGGAAAUUCUACUCCAGUAAAUCAGGAGGAAAUUCAUCGUCCAGUUUGGGUGACAUAGUACCUAGUUCCAGAAAAUCUACACCUCCAUCCUCUGCUAUAGACAUAGAUGCUACUGGCUUAGAUGCAGAAGAAAAUGAUAUUCCAGCAAACCACCGCUCCCCUAAACCCAGUGCAAACAGUGUAACGUCACCCCACUCCAAAGAGAAAAGAAUGCCCUUCUUUAAGAAGACAGAGCACACUUCUCCUUAUGAUGUGGUACCUUCCAUGCGACCAGUGGUCCUGGUGGGCCCUUCUCUGAAGGGGUACGAGGUCACAGAUAUGAUGCAAAAAGCGUUGUUUGAUUUUUUAAAACACAGAUUUGAAGGGCGGAUAUCCAUCACAAGGGUCACUGCUGACAUCUCGCUUGCCAAACGCUCAGUGUUAAACAAUCCUAGUAAGCAUGCAAUAAUAGAAAGAUCCAACACAAGGUCAAGCUUAGCGGAAGUGCAGAGUGAAAUUGAAAGAAUUUUUGAACUUGCAAGAACACUGCAAUUGGUAGUCCUUGAUGCAGAUACUAUUAAUCAUCCAGCUCAACUCAGUAAAACCUCUUUGGCCCCUAUUAUAGUAUAUGUAAAGAUUUCUUCUCCUAAGGUUUUACAGAGGUUAAUAAAAUCUCGAGGGAAAUCUCAAGCUAAACACCUCAAUGUCCAGAUGGUAGCAGCUGAUAAACUGGCUCAGUGUCCUCCAGAGUUGUUUGAUGUGAUCUUGGAUGAGAACCAGCUUGAGGAUGCUUGUGAGCACCUUGCCGACUAUCUGGAGGCCUACUGGAAGGCCACCCAUCCUCCCAGCAGCAAUCUCCCCAACCCUCUCCUUAGCCGUACUUUAGCCACUUCAACUCUGCCUAUUAGCCCCACCCUAGCCUCUAAUUCACAGGGUUCUCAAGGUGAUCAGAGGACUGAUCGCUCCGCUCCUGCCCGUUCUGCUUCUCAAGCUGAAGAAGAACCUUGCCCGGAACUAGUCAAGAAAUCCCAGCACCGUUCCUCCUCCUCAGCCUCACACCACAACCAUCGCAGUGGUACAAGUCGAGGCCUCUCCAGGCAAGAGACAUUUGACUCAGAAACCCAGGACAGUCGAGACUCUGCCUACGUGGAACCCAAGGAAGAUUAUUCCCAUGAACACAUGGACCAUUAUGUCUCACACCGUGACCAUAACCACAGGGAUGAGACCCACGGGAGCAGUGACCACAGACACCGGGAGUCUCGGCACCGUUCUAGGGACACGGAUCGAGAGCAGGACCACAACGAGUGUAACAAACAACGAAGCCGUCAUAAAUCCAAGGAUCGCUACUGUGACAAGGACGGAGAAGUAAUAUCCAAAAAACGGAAUGAGGCUGGGGAGUGGAACAGGGAUGUUUACAUCCGCCAAUGA